UGUUGCUGUAUCAUACAACGCUAGUCGCUCUACCUCCGAGUAGAUCUGUUUUUACGAGGACCAGCCAAAAGAAAGAAGAAGAACACAAAAUUCUGUUUGGUACUUUCCGGUUGCAACCCGCUACCCGCCACCCGCCACUUUCUCUGAGCUCAAUUCCUAAAAGCCAUGGCCCUAAUCCCCGCACAAACCCUAACCCUAAAAUCCCCUCCUACCCUUUCUCCUCCUUCUCAUCCAUCUACCUUUCCCACUUCCCAAUCUCUCUGCCUCUCACCUCCCACUUCUCACUCUCUCUCCCUUUUUUCCACCCCUAAUUCAACACCACGGUUCAGCGCUAGACGACAUGUCGUCUCCAGAGCCACCGCGACCUCCGCCUCGGAUUUCAGCCCCGCCAUCGGUGAGAUCCUCGGCGACGUCAGAAUUUUCACCGCUGCUGGAGACUCCGUCCAGUUCAAGGACCUCUGGGACCAGAAUGAGGGGGUGGCUGUUGUUGCACUACUGAGGCACUUUGGAUGCCCUUGCUGUUGGGAACUUGCUUCAGCUCUAAAAGAAUCGAAAGAAAGAUUUGAAUCAGCUGGUGUGAAGCUAAUUGCUGUUGGUGUUGGUAGUCCUGAUAAAGCGCGUAUCCUUGCAGAACGGUUACCAUUUCCCAUGGAUUCCCUCUAUGCCGAUACUGAUCGUAAGGCGUAUGAUGUUUUGGGCUUAUACUAUGGAUUGGGUCGAACAUUCUUCAAUCCAGCUAGUGCAAAGGUGUUGUCAAGAUUUGAUGCUCUGCAGAAAGCUGUCAAAAACUAUACCAUUGAAGCCACUCCAGAUGAUAGAAGUAGUGUGUUACAACAGGUUUGAUUUAUUCUCUACAGGAGGGAUGUUUGUCUUCAAAGGUAAGCAGCUAUUGUAUGCUCGGAAAGACGAAGGGACAGGUGAUCAUGCUCCCUUGGAUGAUAUCUUAAAUGUUUGCUGCAAAGUUCCUGUCUCUUGAAACUGUAUCAUAUGGAUUCUUCAGUCAUGGGGCAUGAUAUUCAUAUUUGGCCCAAUCUUUCAUUAAUAUUUCAUGCAGCAGUUGUAGAAAAUUACAUACGGUCAAUACGUACAUAUAUUGAAUAUAUUGCAUUGUUUAGGUGGGAAUUCAUACAAUAUGAAGUAUAAUAGUAACGUGUUUUGUACACGUUUGAGCCAAUGAUAGAAGUACUUGAGUGUAAAA
This is a messenger RNA of Rosa chinensis, 1198 nucleotides long. Its product is annotated as thioredoxin-like protein AAED1, chloroplastic. The transcript is spliced from 7 exons. NCBI's taxonomy places the organism in Eukaryota, Viridiplantae, Streptophyta, Magnoliopsida, Rosales, Rosaceae. The record is from RefSeq and is a predicted model, not a curated record. Gene Ontology annotation, molecular function: antioxidant activity. Bases 166 to 843 code for a protein of 225 amino acids.